Messenger RNA from Tribolium castaneum (red flour beetle), 1276 nucleotides. It is a transcript of the gene miple1, whose product is annotated as midkine and pleiotrophin 1. Gene Ontology annotation, cellular component: extracellular region. The coding region runs from base 307 to 750 and encodes 147 amino acids. Gene Ontology annotation, molecular function: heparin binding; growth factor activity. NCBI's taxonomy places the organism in Eukaryota, Metazoa, Arthropoda, Insecta, Coleoptera, Tenebrionidae. The record is from RefSeq and is a predicted model, not a curated record. The transcript has 5 exons. Gene Ontology annotation, biological process: mesoderm morphogenesis.
ACAAUACUCAAUGUCGACAAGAUCUUCGGCAUGAUCGCAACAUUUUGAGGCAGCUUCAGUCGCUCCUGGAGGCUGUCGCGCGCAGAGGGGCGGGCGGCGGCGGCGGCGGCAUAUCCUGGAUCCCCGCCCGCUGUUCUCGCCUGUACAGUGAUCAAUAGACGUCUCUUCUGUGCUCCGCUCUCUCAACACGAUCGCGGACUCAGUACCCACUCUCAUCUCAUCUUCGUUUGCUUCAGUCGGCGCUCCAGUGACUUGUGGUGUUUCUUGCACAUUUCGACGGUCUAACGGUCUUCCAGCACCUUUGAGAUGAAGUGGUUAGCAUUAUGCGUAUUAGCCGUCGUAUUGAUAACUCUGGCAGUGGCAGACGGAGAGAUAUGGGAGGAAGACGACCAUGAAGUGCUUAUCAGAAGUGAACGAGGAGCCAAGAAUCGUGAAUGCAGAUACGGCAAAGGAGCAUGGUCGGAAUGUGACUUGAAGACCAACAUGCGUUCGCGAACGUUGACAUUAAAGAAAGGCAACCAGACCACAUGCGAAUCCACGAAAACCAUUCAGAAGAAAUGCAAGAAAGCGUGUCGAUACGAAAAAGGGACCUGGGGCGACUGUAAUGCUCAAAGUUUGAUGACGCGAAACGACAAACUGAAGCCCAACAGUGACGCAAGUUGCGAACAGAACCGGCAAAUCACAAAAAAAUGUAAACCUAAAAGCGUCAAACCAACGAAAGGUAAAGCCACUCGUCGCAACAGGCAGUAGAAGAGUGUGGACAACUAGGAUAAAAUCAUUUUCGAUAUUAUAGCAUCUAAGUAAUUCAUUCAUCCUAAUUAUAGUCCUUCGUUUCGCCCCACUUAUGGCUGUGGACUAUUUUGCAAGACCCACUCUUGGGUUGUUUUAGCGCAAUAUAGUCUACACCUAUAAAGACCACUCUCAACCAUUAACCCUCUACGGCCCACUGCCAAUAAAAUCACAAAACUGAUCCUUCUCAUCCCUUCAACUGACCACCCUCAUUACGUAAAGAAUGUAAAUACCACCGCAGAGCCAACUGCGGAGGAAUUUACGCUAAUUUCAAAUGUAUAGAUGUUUGUUGUAGGGUUGUACAAUAGUAUAAUCAUCGAACUAUGUGUGUAAUUAUUACGAUUCAUUUUAAACAUAAUAUUUUCGGUUAUUGUUUCGUAUGUAAUAUUUUUUACUUAACUAUAAAUGUGGAUGUGGAUUUAAUCUAACAAUAUUAUAUCACUGUAUUUGACACAUUCAGACAAAGAAAUAAAAUGUUUAACAUUAA